This is a messenger RNA of Aspergillus oryzae RIB40, 528 nucleotides long. RefSeq lists its product as uncharacterized. The transcript is spliced from 3 exons. The record is from RefSeq and is a predicted model, not a curated record. Lineage: Eukaryota; Fungi; Ascomycota; Eurotiomycetes; Eurotiales; Aspergillaceae. The coding region runs from base 1 to 528 and encodes 175 amino acids.
AUGCAGAGGGUCUACACGUUCAUUAUCGGCGGCGCAAUUGGUGGAGGAAUAGGCGGUUCGCUAGGAGUCAAGAAGAGCACCAACCCGCAGCCGUCAAUACCAGCUUCGACAACUUCAUCCGCUCCUGUUACAUCCACUUCUGCUACAUCUUCUAGUGAAUCGGGGCGGUCAAUAACAGCUUCGACAACCUCUUCUGCCCCCGUUACAUCCGGCACAAGUGGUAUAGCCGCUAACUCGUGCCCAGGAAUCAAUGAAACUAUCGUCACGGGCUCCACUGGGUCUGCGUUUACGGUUCUCUGUGGCGUUGACUGGCCAAAGGGCGUUCAAGCUAUAAAUGGCAAGGGAAAGGAAUGCAUCGACAGCUGUCUUGGUUCUCACAAGGAUGAUUGCAAAGGCGUCACUUAUUCGGCCAAUUUGACGUCCUCAUUUGAUGGUGGACAGGAUGGAAACUGUUUCUUUAAAGACCAAGCUGGCAUAUACUUUCCAGGGGGUGAUACAAUCAUAUCUGCAGGAGUUAUUGGGGGUUAA